Messenger RNA from Panonychus citri (citrus red mite), 646 nucleotides. RefSeq names its product biogenesis of lysosome-related organelles complex 1 subunit 1-like. NCBI's taxonomy places the organism in Eukaryota, Metazoa, Arthropoda, Arachnida, Trombidiformes, Tetranychidae. The coding region runs from base 3 to 377 and encodes 124 amino acids. The transcript is spliced from 3 exons. The record is from RefSeq and is a predicted model, not a curated record. Gene Ontology annotation, cellular component: BLOC-1 complex. Gene Ontology annotation, biological process: endosomal transport.
UCAUGUUAUCCUCCAUGUUAAAAGAACAUCAAUGUAAACAACAAGAGAGGAAAGAAGAGAUUGAGAAGCAAAAAACUGAAGCUUCUGAUUCUGUAGUUGAAUUAACUCAUCAUAUGGUUGAUCAUCUUAAUGAUGGAGUGGCUCAAGCUUAUCUUAAUCAACGUAAAUUAGAUGCUGAGACUAAACAAUUACACGCUAAUGUUACUCAAUUCUCAAAACAGGCUAAUCAAUGGUUAACAGUAAUGCAAAGCCUAAACAAAUCAGUCAAGGAACUUGGUGAUGUCGAAAAUUGGUCAAAAAGUAUAGAAAAUGAUCUUCGUCUUGUAUCAUCUGCUUUAGAAUAUGUUUAUAAAGUUGGUCCACAAUCAAAGAGUUAAUCUACCAUCAGUUGAACGAAGUUCAAACAAUCAAAUCAAUUGAUUAAUCUAGAAGAUUAACAAUUCAGUAAUCAAAUCAAUUGUUUAUGAAUGCGCUUCUAAAAACGUUACUCUUAAAUUUCACUAUGUUUUACUCCUAAAUUGAAUAACUAAUUACAAUUAUAUCAAGAAAUUAAAUUAGUUUAUGAUGAUGAAUAUUAAUUAAAAUUAGAAGUUGGAUAAAUAAAUUAUUAUAAUUAUAUAUUGAAAGAAAUGCUUAAAACAACAGA